AUGUAUACCUUCAAAAUCGCCCUCCCUGCGCUGUUUGCUCUUUCAGCAAAUGCCUUGUUUGACUGCAACAAAAACCAACACGCCUUUGAUCCUACACCGGGGAAAUUUGUAGUCCACUUUACUACUGCCCGAGACAGCCAUUACAACAACGAACCCUGGAUCCGAAUCUGUGUCCCCAAUAACUCAGGCUCUUGGGAUAAUGUUGACCCGCUGGGUAUUCCCUGUGACACAGCAGGCCCGAAGAAGUUCAGUCCAAGUCAAACUGGCCUGAAGGCCGAUCUGAAGGUCGGACUUGGUGAUGCAUGUGAUGGGAGGGGUACAAUGAAGGGGUCUUAUCUGGAAUACAAGACUGUCACCAUUGAUUUACACGGAAACUAUAACAAUGGCAAGACUUGUGGGAAGCGUGACCAUGGAAGAUCGUGUCAGCUCGAGAUCUGUGCCAUUGAUGAAUUUCUCGUCAACAAGCAAGGGAAGCGCAACGCAACUUGCAAGCGGCAUUCGAAUAAACGUUCCUUGGAGGUCGAUGACUGGGAGAAUUUCAUUCAGGACCAACCUGAAAUACUGGACGGGAAAUACACAGUUAAUUUGGAUGCUCUACCGGUCAACUCUGGUUCUCUACGUGCCCAAGAGAAUGCAAUUCCUCGAUCGGAGCUAAAUGCAGCAAUGCGAGAUCUUGCUGAGAUUAUCUGGAAGGAAGGAGAAUUUCGGUUCACUCAUAAAGCAACCAACUGGCCCAGCCUAACGUACACGUACCGCUGUUCCCAAGAUGCGAUGGGUACCAAAAAGUAUCAAUCUCCCGUGGAGCCAGAGAAGCGACGGGAUGGCCGACGCAUGGAUCGAUUCCCAUGCGAGAGCAAGCUCAGAAUACGCCCUUGUUUACACAGUCGAACCCUUGCCGUUUCAAUCCACCACAAAUGGCAUACACCCUACGAGGAUGCCCGCGUACCGCCACCUGUGCUGGAAUUGAUUAAUUCCCGCGUAUCAAGCGAGAGUUACAAGACUGCAGCGGAGAUAACCCGUGAAAUUCGAGCCGUCCCCGAGGCGAAAUCUGUGUCAAGACAUCAAGUGUAUUAUCUCUGGCGGAAGGCAAAUCCUCAGCGACACUCUGAUCCCUUCGCCUCAGCUACAAUGCUCCUUGCUGAAGACAGCGACUCUCAAAGUCACUAUGCUGUGGCGUUGGAGGCCACGGGAACAUGUCCAUGA
Penicillium bovifimosum is the source of this 1203-nucleotide messenger RNA. RefSeq lists its product as uncharacterized. The transcript has 4 exons. NCBI's taxonomy places the organism in Eukaryota, Fungi, Ascomycota, Eurotiomycetes, Eurotiales, Aspergillaceae. Bases 1 to 1203 code for a protein of 400 amino acids. The record is from RefSeq and is a predicted model, not a curated record.